AUGGAUGAUGAUAAGUCUCCAUCGCCAGCGACGGAUAUGAAGGAGAAACUGAUCAGAACCUUCAUUGAAGCGACGUCUUUGUCGAGAAAAGAUGCUGAAUUCUUUCUUGAAAUUCAUCAAUGGGAUGUCGACGCCGCCGUAGCUGACGCCUCCGACUUCACUGAAAACAAUAUCGCCUCCGCCACCUCCGCCUCCGCCUCCGCAUCCGCCGUCUCCGCCUCCGCCGAGCCAAAUAGAAUCCUCGCUGAUUCGACUUCUCGACACAAUCUCCCUGUUUCAUCUCAUUCUCAAUCUGGUGGUGGUUCUUCCGAUUACAUUCCGACGUCGCCUCCUUCUCGUGCCACUUUCCGGGGACCCGCCGGGAACAUAUAUACGCUCGCUGAUAUCUCCGGCGGAACCGAAAGCGAUUCCGACGAGUCGCAGGAGUACGACGACGACGAAGCAGAGCCAGAGCGUUACCAUAUUAUGACGAUCUUUCUAGUUCCCAAGAAUGGUGAAGAAGAUUCAGAUGAGCCUCAAUACGAAACUCAUCUGAUCGUCAUAGAGUAUGUAACUGUGUGGAGAAAUGGUUUCACUAUCUGGAGGAAUGGUUUCACUGUCGAUGAUAAUCAGUUCGAUUUUGUGGAUAACCCGGAAGAUGCAGCCUUUCUUGAGGAAGUGGAAAGAAUGGAGCCACCACGUAUACUCACUGAAGAGGAUAACGAAAACAUCCAUCAUUAUGUCAAAUUCAUCAUGCGUCAAGAAGAAGACUUCAUUGUAUCACCACCAGAACCGUUUACUCCAUUCAACGGUGUUGGAAUAAGGCUAUCCAAAAAAGAUUCUGUACCCAUUGAGCCACCAGCUUCAUCAUCGAACUCACUGCCACCAGCAAUGGACCUAGUGGUUGAUCACGAUGCGCCUACAACCUCGAUUCAGAUCAGAUUAGCGGACGGCACACGCAUUGUCUCUCGGUUCAAUACUCACCAUACCGUUAGAGACGUCCGUGGCUUCAUAGACGCGUCUAGACCAGAUGGCUCCAGAGUCUACCAGUUACUCAGCAUGGGUUUUCCUCCUAAACCGUUGACUGACUUUGACCUAACCAUCGAGGAGGCUGGCAUCUCCAACUCUGUCCUCAUCCAGCAAGACUAA
Messenger RNA from Eutrema salsugineum, 1128 nucleotides. RefSeq names its product plant UBX domain-containing protein 5. Gene Ontology annotation, cellular component: nucleus; cytosol. Gene Ontology annotation, biological process: nuclear membrane reassembly; autophagosome assembly; Golgi organization. NCBI's taxonomy places the organism in Eukaryota, Viridiplantae, Streptophyta, Magnoliopsida, Brassicales, Brassicaceae. The record is from RefSeq and is a predicted model, not a curated record. Gene Ontology annotation, molecular function: ubiquitin binding. The transcript has 4 exons. The coding region runs from base 1 to 1128 and encodes 375 amino acids.